Oncorhynchus mykiss (rainbow trout) is the source of this 525-nucleotide messenger RNA. RefSeq names its product gamma-crystallin M2-like. The record is from RefSeq and is a predicted model, not a curated record. Gene Ontology annotation, molecular function: structural constituent of eye lens. Lineage: Eukaryota; Metazoa; Chordata; Actinopteri; Salmoniformes; Salmonidae. Gene Ontology annotation, biological process: visual perception; lens development in camera-type eye.
AUGGACCGCAUUGGAAAGAUCGUCUUCUAUGAGGACAAAAACUUCCAGGGUCACCACUUUGAAUGCUGUAGCGAUUGCCCUGAGUUGAGUUCCCACUUUAGCCGCUGCAACUCCAUCCGUGUGGAGAAUGGGAACUGGGUGUUGUACGAGAGGCCCAACUACCUGGGCACUCAGUACAUUUUGACCAGCGGAGAGUACCCCGACUACCAGCGCUGGAUGGGCUACAAUGACAGCAUCAGGUCCUGCCGCGUCAUCCGCAACACAUCUGGCAAGUUCAGGAUCCGCCUCUACGAGCGUCCCGACUUUGCAGGUCAGAUGAUGGAGUUCAGCGAAGACAACCCUAACAUCCCCGAGCACUGGCGUCACCCCGAGGUGCACUCUUGCAACGUGAUGGAUGGCGCCUGGGUGUUCUACGAGCUCCCCAACUACCGCGGCCACCAGCACCUACUGGAGAGGGGCGAGUACCGCCACUUCAACGACUGGAGGUCCAACGUGGGGUCCAUUCGCCGCGUUCAGAAUCUUUAG